This is a messenger RNA of Mya arenaria, 3191 nucleotides long. RefSeq lists its product as uncharacterized. The record is from RefSeq and is a predicted model, not a curated record. The coding region runs from base 1231 to 1947 and encodes 238 amino acids. NCBI's taxonomy places the organism in Eukaryota, Metazoa, Mollusca, Bivalvia, Myida, Myidae. The transcript is spliced from 3 exons.
AAAACAUGUUCAAAAGAAUGUUUGAAUGGGAUAUGUUAUAGCUCAAGCGGAAUUUGUAAGGACUGUUCAAGGACGUAUUUAAAAAGUUGUUCCCUAGAAUGUGGGAAAGAAUGUCGAGAAAGGGACGGUUUCCCACAAUGUGACAGACAAAGUGGCAAAUGCUUAAAUGGCUGUUUUUUAAAUCACUACGGGCAAUUUUGCAACGUUUCAUGUAAGAACUGCAAAAUAAAUUCCUAUAUUACCCUGUGCGAUGAUAACGGUGUAUGUCUGUAUGGUUGUGAGAACGGUUAUUGGGACAAGAAGUGCAACACUAAAUGCAGUGCCAACUGUCAAGGUGACGAACAUGGAAACCGGUGUAAUUCAUCCACCGGGGAGUGUAUUAACGGCUGUACUCCUGGUUGGAGUGGUAAAUUCUGUGGGGGUAAGCUUAAUGUUAAAAUAUCAAUCGCCUUUCAAAGUUAUGAUAAUCAAUGAGUUUUGAAAUGUAUAUGUAUUUAUCUAAUGUUAAAAUACAUCUGAUUUAAUAAUGCAACGUUAUGUACAAGAUAAAAGAUACAAGAAUCUUUAUUUAAAGACGGGUAUGUGUUAACAAGAAACAUUAGCUUAAUGAGCUUUUUUCAGAUAUGAAUAACAGACAUACAUAACAUAUCAAUAAAAAUUACAAUGAGCUUUUGACCUGGAAAUAUACUACCAGUUCGUUACGCUCACAAAAAUUAUUUAAGUCACAAGCUUGGGAACUUUUCAAAUGAAAAUAAUAUGCUAUUUUGAUCGUGUUAUGGCGUACUUCGAGCAAUAAAUAAAUAACUCCAUUAAUAGUAACGCUCAAUUUUGAUGCCUGAUGGCCACAUACGAUUUUGGCCUCAUUUGAAAGUAUUUGCUUACUGGAUAUCGGUAUGUGAAAGAAAUAACCAAAUGUACAUCGAACAUUAAGUUAAUACAGUAUGUAUAUUUCCUUCUUCGUUUAACUAAAAUCGGACGUAACUGAUAUAUUUUGCAAUCUUUGAUGGCCAAACAAGCUUUUAUUUACAAACUAUUUUCUGCAUACAAACAUCUUUCAAAUGAUAGUAAAAUUAUGUGGGACCACCAGGUAUUCGAAAUUGACAUAUUGGUGUGCUGGAUAUCUAAUGAGAUUAUUCAAGAAAUUGUGGCCUGUUCGGAUUCAUGUUUAGGUUAUUUAGUUUGCCCAGCAAUUGAUAUUCUAACGCACAUUUCUAUUAAGUUUCUUUAGAUAUGAGACGUUUGCAAACUACGACUACUGUUUCGACCGAUAAAAAGAAAGUCAACUCCCUUAAGACAACUUUGAUAGUCAUAUCAGCUAUAUUCACUGUGGUUGUCUUUGUUGUCGGGAUUAUUUGCUACGUAUGGGCACGAAAAAGGUUUAUCCGUCAGCAGAAUGAACGCAUAGAACGAGGCCGGAUAUUUCCAGUUGGCGUUCCACCAAGGCAACAAUCAUCUCGUAGACGGCAGAGCUCCAACGUGUAUGCCGACAUCAAUGAAGAUACCAUGGAACAAUAUCGUUACAUCUGUGAGCAAAACUCACCUGAUCACUAUGAUGAAAUCAGCGUCACACAAUAUGACCGUGAUAUCGAAACCGUGCCUUUAGAAGAAUUUACGGACGACAGUAGAUCCCUACAGAGCAUCCUAGAAUCUAAAGGCAUAAAUGAACUUAACAGUAGUGACAAAAUAAUAUCCAGGUUGAUCGUCACACAUUCGUAUAGUGAUCUUGGUCAUGCCUGUAAGAACGACAAUACGAACGAAGUUAAUCCCCGACGUAGAGUCGAAGAAUCUAAUAGCAGUAUUGAACUUGUUAAAGAUUUCGAUGAGGAUGAAGAAAUAUUUGGUGAUUUAGGACAAUUUCAAGUGGAUUAUAUUCAUGCUGUUGCGAUGGAAGAAUUUGAAUCGCUCAAUCAAGAAUUAGAUAAUCAAACUAUAGAGUCUUCGCUAUAAAUGAGUCAUAUGGAACUAGUCAGAGAAUACUUGUGUGAAGAUGAUGGAAACUUGAAUGAAACCCUGCCUGCUCAAUCGCAACACGAGGCAAUAAUGAGCGAUUGAGCAAACACUAAAAGGCCAUUUCAAAUGACAAAGUGAUGAACUAAAACAAAACGGCUCUCUCGUAUAAAGCUGACACAUGAUUCAAGUUGGCGAUUUGAUUUUUCAUAUUUAACUUGUGUCCCAUAAUAAAAGCACUGUCUGUCUUCCAAUCCGUUCUUUAAAACCCAUGUCUCAGCCAAAAGUUAGAUAUUAUUAUUGAGAUUUUCAUUAGAUCCCCAGAAUUCUAGAGCAUUAUGGAAGGCUGCAUUACAUUCAGGUCGUCAUCUCAAAAAUUAAGGUCACAUUUUUAGAUCAAUGUUGCAUGAUAAAACAGAAAUAACAAUGCGUUGUGUAUAUACAUAUUGACAUUAAAUUCCACAGAGAUUAAGUGUGUAUUUAAAAGAUGUGUCGAGCAUAAUCUAUUUCCUUUCAGUUUAAAUGUCAAUAUCAUAAUUAAAUUAAAUGUUUCCAAGUAAGUUUUAAAAUAAGUGUCCAAGUAAGUGUAAGUGUCCAAGUAAGUGUUAAUUGUUCCAAGGCGGUAAUACCUUCAUUUAUAUGUACGGCUUUUUAAUGCAUAUAUGGUAGGUUUGUGGUGUUUGUUUGUACGUGUGUAUGUGGUGUUUGUACGUUUGUGUCACAAGUUCAGAACAAUUCUGUCAUUUGCCGUAUUACUUUUAUUUUUAUUAAUUAUGUAUUUGAAUAUUUUUAUUACUGGGCUUAUUUCUUUCCAUUUUUGUUUAAUGUGCCGUGUAAAAAAUGAAUUGCUUUAAUAUGAUUAUAAGUGCAUUAAAGCGCAUGCAAAACAUUAUGCAUGUUAGAAGUAUUGAUGAUAUAAUACCUUUUAGUUCAAGGUUUUGUAAAUGUGACUUAUGAAUUAUUGAAUGGCUAUGUAUAAACUCGCUUGCCUAUUAGAAUUGAUGGACUUAUCAAUUACAUUUUGGUAUAUUCCGAAUAUUGUUUGUAUUUUUUUGCCUGUGAACAGCAUUGUGAUAAAGGUACAAUCACGCUUGUUGCGUCUACGGCCUUUUAACGCUUUUAGGGCUUUUUAUCAUAGUCGAACUCAAAUAAAUCUACGUAACUUACAUGUAAUUGUUUACAGAUAAAAUAUUUCUGAAUAUAGAAUAUUUAUUUCUAUGUUUAUGUUUGAUUUGCAUAAAGUG